AUGUUUGGUUCUUCUGGAGGUUUUGGCGCUGCUAAGCCUGCCACAGGUGGCUUCUCAUUUGGCGCUAACAACACGAACGCUGCGCCUAACACGGGUUCGGGCUUCAGUUUUGGUUCUGCAAGCAACAACGCCAAUAAUGCCAAUCCCACGCCGUUUUCGCUAGGUGGAUCCACCGGUACAAACACUAAUACCGGCGGCUUUGGUUUUGGAGCAUCCAACAACCAGCAACAGGGAUCUACCAACACGGCAUCGUCAAAUCUUUUUGGUCCCAAACCUGCUACAACGACCCCAGCAAGCUCAGGAUUCUCGUUUGGAGGUGCUCCUGCCAAUAAUACGACGUCUGGCACUUCCACCGGAGUAUUUGGAAAUACCAAUGCGGGUACAAACACGAAUCAAACCCCAAAUCUGUUUGGAGCCACUUCAAACACGACUAACUCUGCAGCUCCAGGCGGAAUGUUUGGAUCCAAUAAUUCUGGUACCCAGCAAACAGGAAGCAUGUUUGGAAACAAUACCGCCAGUCAGACUCCAUCUGGCCAGUUUGGUGGAUUUGGCAACUCGGCUGGUCAGCAGACGGGAAGCUUGUUCGCAAAUCAGAGUGGGAACACGAGCCAAAAUUUGUUUGGGAGUCAAAACCAACAGCAGCAGGGCCAAAACCCAAGCUUAUUCGCACAGCAACAGAAUGGCCAACAAUCAGGACAACAACAACAGCAGCAACAACCCCAACCACAACCAUCUAUUUUCAAUUCCCGUCCAGCAUUCGCGUGGUCUCAGCCUGAAGCCCAGCUACAGGGGUCUGGAGUCAAGCAUCCUCUAUUAGUGCAAGCGCAGCAGAGUGCAUCAACGGCUGCAUCUCAAAGUAACUCGUUCACUCCCAGCAUCAACGACCAGCUCUUCAAGAUCAAGAACUCAUGGGACCCCAACUCCCCUUCCUGUCUUCUAAAGACUCAUUUCUACAACAAAGUGUCAUCCAAUGAGCUUAUUGCAAACUACCAAAGACCGGAGGAUGAAUCUCCGGAGGAAUGGGAAAAGGCCAUGUCUGAGAGGCCAAAUAAGUACAACUCGGUUCCCGUGAGAGCCAGAGGCUUUGAUGAUCUUUUGAAAAGAUCCAAUAUACAGGUGGAGCACAUCAAGCAAUCACGUGUGAUUUUGAAUGAGAUUCAUGAAAAUCUGACAAAGCUAAGCGACAAACAUGACUUGGACACAAGUGUGAGGCUGGCAGCUUGCAAGACCAAGCACAAAGCCCUCUCCAGGAAGUUGCUGAAAAUCGCCAUAAUACUGUCUAUUCUCAAAUCUAAGGGAUACCCACUUACAAAAGAUGAGGAGAAGCUGAGCCAGCAGUUUGAGACUUUGCUCAAAUCUGUAGAAGACCCUGUUGGCCUGGCUAGAUCUAACGAGUUGUGGGCAAGACUGUCUAAUCUUAGGGAAAGGGCGAGAAACAUUUCGGUUCAAUUAGAACACCAAGAGAGUACAAACUUGUCAAAUGGGGUUUCAGAUACGGCAAACGACUUUGAGAGGGAUAACGGCUAUGAUGCGGUAGUUGCAAAGUUUACCAGUGUCCUGGCAAAACAACAACAAGGCAUUCAGUUUUUGUAUGAUACAAUUGAGGAUGACAAGGAGACGCUGAGCAAGUUGUCGACAAAGCUGGGGAUCUGA
Molecule: messenger RNA, 1653 nt
Organism: Kuraishia capsulata CBS 1993
Lineage: Eukaryota; Fungi; Ascomycota; Pichiomycetes; Pichiales; Pichiaceae
Exons: 1
Coding region: 1-1653 (550 amino acids)
Biological process (GO): NLS-bearing protein import into nucleus; nuclear pore organization; protein localization to nuclear inner membrane
Cellular component (GO): nuclear pore; nuclear pore central transport channel
Molecular function (GO): structural constituent of nuclear pore
Source: RefSeq, a predicted model, not a curated record